AUGGUCAUUCAUUCCAUUGGAAAAUCAAGGCACGGUACUCCUCAACGUCAUUUCUGGUCUCGAUUUGUAUAUUCACAAAAGAGACUUUUAGAUCAGAGUCAAGGAUUGGGAGUCAAAUCCACUCUCAAACCCAUGGAUCUUGAAAAACAAUUUACGACUCUCACUCAUCUUCUCUAUGAUACCAAAGUGAAGGAAAAGGAUUUAGAAGAACAUGUCUAUGAGGUCAUUCAUGAAAACAUUACUUUCACAGAUCCAUGGCAAACCAUAACUGGAAAACAACCUUUCAUUACUCAAUUGAAAGGAUUUCAUGCAGCCAUCUUUUUCGAUUUUAAGAUUGAACAAAUCUCUGUGCAAAUGUAUGAGAAUGAACAAGGUGGAAGAGUUCUCAUUGAUGGUUGGAUGAAUUUGAAUCAAUUAAGAUGGGUGACUGGAAUCUAUCCAUUACGAACCAUUCUUGUCUAUGAUUUUGUCAUGACUGGAGAUGGUUCAAAAUUCUUCAUUACAGACCUCGAAGAAAUGUGGAGUUUGGCUGACAUGAUUGAACAAGCACCCAUCAUGGGUUGGUUCUAUCACUUGUUUCGAUAUGGUGCUGGAAUGUUCUUUACUCUCUUCUUUUUGGUUUGUACCAUUGUGGUUGGAUGUUAUCAUUUAGUCAUUGAUCGUAGUGGUGGUGUGAGUGGUGGUACUUUGAGUGGUGGCGUGAGUGGUAUUUGUGAAUAUAUUCAUCAGCAAUGGACGAAUGCAUGUUCCAUUGGUAGUGAAUGGAUACACAAACUGUUGCAACCAUCCACUCCACUUGUUGGUUCUUCUUUGAUUUCUUCUUCUUUAAGAAGUGUUACCACUUGCAGCAAUGAAAGUCAUACCACCACCACCACCACUGGAGGUACCACUACCACCAAACCCUAA
This is a messenger RNA of Naegleria fowleri, 906 nucleotides long. RefSeq lists its product as uncharacterized. The coding region runs from base 1 to 906 and encodes 301 amino acids. The record is from RefSeq and is a predicted model, not a curated record. The transcript has a single exon. Lineage: Eukaryota; Heterolobosea; Eutetramitea; Acrasida; Naegleriidae.